CAAAACUGAGUGGACGUCUUCAUUGAUCCUUGUUAUAAAGUUCGUUGACAGUCCAUGUCGUUUUGACAUUGGCGGAACGUGUGGCGGGAAUUUUGAUGUUUGUGACAUUUGGACUUUGUGUUUGACGUGCGUUUAAGUUUUAAAUUUUUUUAUUACAUUAUUCUUUUAUUAAAAAUGUUAUGUUAGUUUAGUAUAAUAAUCGCCAUGUCGCUUAGAAUGUUAUACAUAUUAGCUGUAUGCCCUGUGAUACUUGUAUCUGCAGUGCUUACUUUGACCAUCGACUCGCAACUUGGAACCUCUGUUGAAGAUUGCUUCGAGCGUAUCUCAAUAGGUGAACAGUUGCCACGCGACGCCAUCUAUCGAAACAUCUCGGAACUAACAACUAAAGAAUGUGAACAAAUCUGCAAGCAAGACAAACAAUGCCAAUCUUACGACUAUGGGAUUGGAGCGAAAGGCAAUGCUACGUGUAACCUCAGCACGUUAAGCGAAAAAGAAAUAAAAGAUAAAAGUGUUCUUCGACGAAAUCCUGACUAUGACGUUUAUAUUCGAAGAUUUCAAUGUGAACAGUCACCACCGACUCCAAUACAAGCUGAAUUUGAUGAUCCUGAUGGGUUACUACAUCGACCAACAUUUAAACCAGCCAGUGAUCCUAAAAAGCCUUUAUCGGACGAAGUGUUAGAUGAUUUAGGGUCUUACAGUACUGACACGAAAAAACCAGCAUACAAUAAUGAAAGACCCGAUGAUUACGAUAAUUCAAAACCAGACUACGAUAGUCCGCCAAGUUAUGGAAUGCACAAACCUCAAGGUGUUCCGUAUCCAAUGGAGAAUCCACAAAAUAAUAUGUCAAAUACAAGACCUGAUCCAUAUGACGUGCUGCAAUUUCAAGACCAGUACGGAAGACCACGACCUCAAACUUGGAGACCAGAGGAAAUGUAUGGCCACAGACCGGACGAUUAUGGUCCUGACCCGUAUAGACCUGAAAUACCACAGUAUCAAUACAUAAUUAGACCAAACAGAAGACCACAGAAUGAUAAUGGUUAUGGAAAUAAACCUGAUUACACUGGUAGACCUGACUCUUAUGGACAAAGUAUUCCUUCUACACUUGACAGACCUUACAAACCAACAAAACCCAGUAAUGCCUACCCCUCAAGACCAAAUGACAAGCCAAAUUAUAGUUAUAACAGUCAAUAUGCUAGCAAUUAUGGUAGCCAGUAUCAUGAUAAUUCUAUUUACUUAGAAAUAUAUGAUCCACCUCGAACGUAUAAGCCACCAAUUAAACCAAAUAGACCAGGGUAUGGUGUCAAUCAAGGAGACUAUGAAUACGGACAUCUUGGAUAUGGUUAUGACACAUUUUCUAGUCAAAAUUCAUAUUCACAUUCACAAAAUAGUCAGUCGCAGUAUUAUGGAUCAGGUGUUAUUACCCAAGGUAACAAUUAUCGACCUGAUCCAGAAUAUUCCAGCAAACCCACUAAACCGUAUGACAUACAAGACGGUGGCUAUGGUUCCCAAUCUUCAACUAAUCAUAAUAAUGGUGGCUAUGGAUUACAAUCAACAUCAAAACCUAAACCUAACAAAAAACCAAGUUACGGUGGUGGUUACGGUUCACAAGGUGCCACAGACAAUUAUGGCAGUUCUGGCUAUGGUUCUGGAGGCAGCGGCUAUUACAGUAGUAGCCAGUCAUUUGUCGGCAGCGAGAAUUAUGAAAGUAGUAGUCAAAGCUAUUACGGCAGCCACGUACAAAAUGAAAAACCUCAUAAUAAUCACGAAUACGGAGGUAAUAGCCAAAGUAGUCAGGGACCUUACGGUGGAAGUAGUCAAACAUCAAACAAAAAACCUUAUGAAGGACAAGGAUAUGGUAGUACGAAUCAAAACUACGGCGCAGAUCUAGGUUUAUAUGGUUCUAGCAGCAAUGGUUAUGGUAGCGGUCAGCAAACAAACAGGCCAUACGGCGGUAGUCAAGGUACAAGUAGUUACUAUGGAAGUAGCCAAGGUUCUUAUUCAGAUAAGUAUGCUAGUCAUCAUGAAUAUGGAAGUAGCAAUCAUCACAAACCAGAUUACAAUGAUGGAUCUUCAAAUGACAAACCAUACACAAGUAGUUCAGGAUAUGGUGGUAGUCAUAGUAACCAAGGUGCAUAUGGUGAAAGUCAUUCUAGUAACAGACCAUACGGGGGUGAUACUUCAAGCAGUAGUUACGGAUCAAGUAAACCACAAGGCAGUAAUUCUGUGUAUGGAAAUAAUAACAAAAAACCCUCAGAAGGUACCUCUUACGGAGAUGGAUACGAAAGUUCUAGUGGAUACAAUAGCAACCAAGCUUCAUAUGGCGGUAGUCAAUAUGGAAGUAGUCAAGGAUAUGGUGGUCAAAACACUUAUGAAGGUAAUUCGUAUGGAGGAAGCCAUUCUAAUAAGCCUUAUGGUGGUAGUUCUUCAAAUAAGCCUUAUGGAUCAAACGAAGGAUCCAACGGUUACGGUACUACCAGUGGUGGUUACGGUAGUUCUGGUUACGACAACUCGGCCUACGGAGACCAGUCUUAUAGCUCAGGUUACACUGGUCGUCCGUCAUACAAACCUGGGCGACCUUCAAGUAGCCACUCUUACACCAGUCAACAUAACUCUCAAUAUGAAUCUCAAAGUUCAUUCGAAUCCAGUUCGAGUUAUAACAGACCAAUUGAUAAUGGUGGCUAUCGUAAACCUAGUAACCAAUCAAGUUACGGCGUUGGUUAUGAUCCCGAUAGACCUGAUGUGAAACCAGUUUAUGAAUAUGAGAUAGAUCGACCAGGUGAGAUGCCGAGUUACGGGAAACCUAAUGGGGAUGUCGUUACUACAAGACCUGUGGCUGUUGGUGAUUACGGAGGCAAGCCCCAGUACGGACGAGAUCCUGGCGGAGAAACAUCAUAUAAAGCAUGUUUCCGCCGAGUUCUGGCGGGAAAACGCACCUUAAGGAGUCAUGUCAGACGCGUCGUGAACUGCGAGCGGCUGGAGGAUUGUCAGAGAGAAUGCGCCAUCGAGAGACGUUUCCACUGCGAGAGCUUUAAUUACAGAUUGGAUCCAGCUUUCCGUGGUAAAGGUCUGUGCGAGUUAAUGACAAAACCAAUCGAAGCCUUCGAUCUUCAACGAGACUUUGUUGAAGACAAAGAUUAUGAUUUCUACGAACUAGAUCGGAAUAGCUUGGAACCUAACUGCCCAGAUACUCUCAGAGGCCCGGGUCUUUUACAUUCGGGUUUUUUAUCCAAUAAGAGGCCUGGCCAGGAUGUUGAUAGAUGGAAAGAUAGAAUAGACUGGUACGAUCGAAGUUCUCAAAGUGAAUAUGAAAGACAUUACAACGAAAGGAGAAGAGUAGUUAAUUCUAAUAGAAGAUAUCAAAACGAGGUUUAUGUACCUUACCAGAUAGGAGUAAGUCGCAGUGAAGAACCUGAAAGUUGGGGACAACAUAACGGAGCCUACGGAGGACAUAAUUACUAUAAAGAUAAAACCGACUAUAGAAAAUCAUACAACCAUUGGCAAAUAUCAGACGAAGCUCACCGGUCAAAUUACUACGGUGUUAAAUCCCAUAGCGUUAACUCUGAUUUCAAUUAUAACAAUUUAUGGAAAAACAGUGGUUGGGAGAAUCAUGGUUACGGAUAUGGUGCUUGGAAAAGAGGAAGAUGGAAUAAUUCAUGGAACGGCUAUGACUAUGGAGAAGCGGGGCAUUACAAACAUAAUAAUCCUCCUGUUUAUUACGAGUUGGAUAGAAUAGACGGACCACCAGCUAAAGAUUGUUCGUCACGGCGUCGUCCUGGGAUGUCACUAGGUUCCGGCGCGAUUAGAAGAUCUCUGUUUGCUCGUAACGUGGUCGAAUGUGAAGCCGCUUGUUUUGGGGAAAAGGAAUUUAAAUGUGUUUCCUACAGUUAUAGAUAUUCAAGCGGCCGUGGUUCUGAUAAUUGUUUCCUGAGUGAGCGUCCCUACAGAGGUCUGGACAUGUCAGCUGAUAGCGACUCGGAUGUGUACGCUAUGCCGCAGGAUCAGGGUUGUGCUACUGUUAGCAGGACGCCUUGGGUGGAGAGCGAGUGUUUCUGGCACGUGCGGUCUGACUCGGCCGUGUCAGGCAGUGCGGCGCGCACUUCGCUCACGGUGACGGGGCUGGGCGCCUGCGAAGCGGAGUGUAUUCGUGCGCAUGCCUUCUUUUGCAGAGGUUUUAGCUUCAGAUUCGAUUCUCCAACGAUAGGGGAUGAUUUGGAGAAUUGUAUUUUGACGUCAUCCCCGCCUACGUCAUUGGAGAUUGGGCACGGACUGCGCACUACGUCGGGACACGAACUAUACGCCAGGGGGAACUACGGCCGCGGGUGCGAACCCGCUCUUUAUGAUGAUGUGCAGCAUAAAGAUACUGAGUGUUUCUUAAAGUACGACAACGCCGCCAAGCUGAAGGGCACGGCGGUGCGCGGUCUGGCGAGAGUGAAAGAAAACAAAUCGCCACAAGGGAGAGACAAUUGCCUUCUAUCAGAGGUCCGUUUGUUCGACUUGCAACGUGGUGUUGACUACGAGCCUUCCGCAGACGACUGGCUGUUUGCCUUCGACCUGUUCAACGGACGGUGCUGGAGGAAGGCUCAUGGGAAACAGGAAUACGACAUUCUAAGUUCCGAAUUGCCGCACCCAAUUCCUCCAUCAGCAUACCCACCGUCUGGUCCAACCGGUGAUGAUCAUUCAGGACCUUCAGGCCCAUCAUAUUCAUCUCCUUCAGGUCCCAGCGGGCCCGAUUUUAAACCCGGAUAUUCGUCAGGACCAGACACACCAAUUAAACCUGGUUAUACCGCACCUUCUGGCCCUGGACAUAAGCCGAGCUCUCCAGGAUAUGUGCCUGAUACAGCUCCUUCUGGACCAAGUGGACCCGAUUAUAAACCUUACAUACCUUCUAGUCCCGGUUAUAUAGAACCUAGUGCUCCCACAUUCAAACCGGGCUAUCCACCUCCCUCCUUUAAACCUGUACUACCUUUACCGCCUCGCAAACCUAUACCUCCGCCUAGCGGUCCUGAUUAUAGGCCGGGUUAUCCAUCCCCUAGCGGACCUGAAUAUAAACCCGGAUAUCGGCCUGUUGAACCGAGUAGACCGUACCCGCCAUUACCACCUAAACCGGAUUAUCGACCUGGUGGCAGUAGACCGGGAUACGAAGGUGACAGGGAGGAGAAUGGAUCACUACUUAUGUCGUGGCGUCAGUACACUGUGUCAGGGUUCCCUUGUCGUAGAGGCACAAGCUGUGCACAGAACCAUGUCGCUGGCCAUUGGGCGUGUGAACCCGAGGGCGGGGAAAUUGGGUCUUGGGACUACUGUUGCGCCCCGACUCACCGCUGUGGGUACAGUGAAGGAUUCCAAAAGCCAUGGUGCUACGUCGGCCCCACACACGAGCAAUGGCGACCGUGUAGUGAGAAAUACUAUCCGUAUUUCAAACAUAAAGUUCCUCAUCCCUCGCAAGGACAAAGAGAACCGAGUUCUUCACAAGUUUCGGGACAAUGGCGUGAUAAAUCCGGCAACGUACCUCAAGGAGGAGAAAGACCCGGACCUUAUCUAGCAGAUACCGAUAAAAAUUAUUGGGAUGAUCUGUAUAAGAACGGACCAAGAGCUUAUUAUGAUAAACAUGGAAAUCCAUUACCAGGUUACACUCGCGUGGCAACAGAAGAAAGGCCCAGAAUAAGAUAUCAUCACAACCAACCUCAACCAGGUAGUGGAACUUGGGUGCCCGUUCCAGACUUCGGUGGUUUUGACAACCGUGUAGUCCCUGAACCACUUGGAGCUCCUAGAUACUGGCCUGUAGCUUAUCUUCAUAAAGGACCUCCGCCUAAUAUGACGUAUUUCAGAUAUAAUGAAACUGAUCAUACUUCACAUGAUAGAGCUCAGUCUCGUGAUAUCGAAGACGGUAUAGCUCUACCAACAGAGCGGUCAUUAAACGAGUUCAAAAGAGUUGACGUCAUCAGACCUAAAGGUACUGAUAUAGAAGGCAGGAAAAUAAGAGAUGGUCCAACAGAUAAUAAAACAAAUCUAGACGAAGAUUUCUUAAAAUUAGACAAUGACACUACUACAAGCACAACAACAACAACAACGACCACAACUACAACCACUACAACUCCUAAAAGUAUUUCUUAUAAAUCAAAUAAUGAUAGUGAGGUUAUCAAAAACUUAACAAAUACUAAUACAACAGAGAUUCAAAUAAGUAAACCAAAUCAGACCGUAUCUACAUUGGAUAUAAAUGAUGAAUUUGAUAAACUUAAAGGCAUUGAUGGCAAAUUAGAGGAUUUCUCCAAAUCAAUUGAAGUUUUUGAACUAGACGAUAGAACUAAGUGUGAUAAAGAAACCGAUUUCAAAACUUUAGAAGCGGAAGAAAGACAGAUCGAAGCGAUUGGAAGACUAGUAGCAUCCAGACGUGGUGGAAAGCUGAUCCUUGAGAAACGAUCGCAAAAAGAUUUGGAAAGCAAAAAUAUCGCUGUAGAUAAAGAUUUAUUGGAUUUUAACUUCGGAAAUAAAUUUCCAACAACCGAAAGGCGCGGUAUCAUACAAAGAGUAAGUAAAGAUGAAAUAGACAAGGAAAGAUUUUCUAAUGACAAAAGUUUAGAAGUCAGUGAAACAACUUUUGUAAGGCCUCCUAGAAUUCUUAGUACAACUGAAAACAUACGAAAGGCCAUUGUUAAUGGAAAAGUAUUUUACGACGCAACUAUAAGGGAACAAAGAGAUUUAGUAACUAAUGUGACAAGAAAAGCUAAGAGCCUAAAAUUGGAUGAAGCUAGGGGUCCGUCUGUUAUAUCUAGUAAUUUAAAUACUAAAAGAAAAACUAUACAACCAAGAAAUGUUAAUCCAAUUAGAAAAGUAAGACGAGUCUUUAGAAAGAGGUAUAAUCCAGAAGAAGUUAGAAAACGGUUAUUAGAAAGAGAAAAGAACGUAAAAUCUCCAGAUAAUAAACCAAAAGUAGAAGAAAAUAUUAAAACAUAAAUUUACAUUCUCAUUUUCGAUAAAGGUUACCAAUUAUUUAAGAAUUAAUCGUUUAUUAAGAUAAAAGUUGAAUGAAAUGAGUACGAAUAAAUUCGUUAAGUUUUAUUACGUUAGAUUCUCUUGUAUCUUUCGGUUGACAAAAUCCGGGGAAUACUAGAUUUUAUGUGUAUGGUGCUUAUUAAAUUGUCAGUUUGACCUCAAAUGUAUUACUUUUGAGUUGAACUGACGAUGCUUUUAUUUUUAAGGUAUUCAUAUUAAUUUAAGAUUUCUUUUUUUACAACUACGAUAUAGACUAGACAGUAAUUUAUGUUGAAAUUGAUUUGUACUUUAACGUACUGAUAACAAGCGAUACAAUCCUUUAAAAAUGAACAAGUAGCCAUUUAUUUUUGUAUAAAUAAUACAAU
This is a messenger RNA of Papilio polytes (common Mormon), 7355 nucleotides long. RefSeq lists its product as uncharacterized. The coding region runs from base 205 to 6951 and encodes 2248 amino acids. The record is from RefSeq and is a predicted model, not a curated record. Lineage: Eukaryota; Metazoa; Arthropoda; Insecta; Lepidoptera; Papilionidae. The transcript is spliced from 20 exons.